Messenger RNA from Closterium sp. Naga37s-1, 1236 nucleotides. The record is from the annotation of a GenBank genome assembly. Lineage: Eukaryota; Viridiplantae; Streptophyta; Zygnematophyceae; Desmidiales; Closteriaceae.
AUGGCCGCCGCGAGUAGCUUCAUUCGCCGAGGACGCCCCGCGACGACGGGGAUAGCGGCGGCCGGAAAAGCUGCCCUAGGAGGGGGCUAUCCAGUGGGCGGUAUCGUCCUAUUACUAGAGGACCCACUCUCACCCCUGCACCUGAUUCUCCUCCGCUACUUUCUCUCUCAAGGCCUCUCCCACUCCCACCCACUCCUCCUCCUCUCGCCCCUUCCCGAUCCUCAAGCCUUUCUCGCCACGCUCCCCGCGCCAGCCGAGGGGAAAGCAGGUUCGGGAGCGCACGCAGGUCCGGGCGGCCGGGCAGGUCCGGGAGGGCUUUCCGGUCCUCAUGGCCUGGGUGGGCCGCAGGAGGAGAGAAGAUCAGGGGGGACCGGAGGGGGAGAAAGUGUGGGGGAGGGGGGAAAAGGGGGUGAUGGGUUAAGAAUAGCAUGGCAGUAUAAGCACUUGGCUCCCCAGUUUACUGGAGUGGGAUCAGGAGGAGCAGUAGGUGCGUCUGUACCGUACUGCACCGAGUUCGACCUCCGCACACCACUCUCCCGGCCGUCGCUAAGGCAUGCGCAGCAGCUGUGCACGUGUGUGCCCAUGGGGGGUUCCUGUCGUCCCUUGGUUCCAACACAGCAGGUGCUGCUCUCGCUGCACCUGGGGGGUCUACAGGAAUUGGUGAUCGAGGCAUGGAAGGGAGAGGAGGAGGAAGCGGAGGUGGCAGGGGAGGGGGAGAGGGGGGGGGGGAGGGUGGGUCGCAUUGGUGUGCAUUCGUUGGGAGCUCCUCCUGCGUUGCUGCUCUCAGGAAAUGAUGCCCAGGUACUUGCGUGGCUGCAGUGGUUGAAAGGCUGUGUCCGCACUUUACCAGUGACGGUCCCUGUAACAGUACCUAGAGAUGAAGGGAUCGUUCCUCCACACGUGCUGCUGAGACUGCAGCAUGCAGCAGACGUGGUACUGGCGAUGGAAGCACUGGAAGAGGACAAUGCAGAGAUGGCCAGUGGUAUCUCGGAUUACAAGGACGCUCUGGGUCUCAUUCGCAUCCGCAAAGUCUCCGUGCAGAACUCCCUGGUGCCUCGCAUGCCAGCAGUGACCACUCUGGUGUUGAGAGCAGUGAACAGGAAGCGACAGAUAGUGGUGGAGGAAGCACAUCCACCCCCGAUUGAUGCCACAGGGGGGGCAGGAGGCUCAAGCAGCGGGGGAGGCUCGGUUGGAUGUGGUAGCUCAGGCGGGGGAAGCAAUGCUCUGGAUUUCUGA